Molecule: messenger RNA, 703 nt
Organism: Girardinichthys multiradiatus
Lineage: Eukaryota; Metazoa; Chordata; Actinopteri; Cyprinodontiformes; Goodeidae
Product: gamma-crystallin M2-like
Exons: 3
Coding region: 62-595 (177 amino acids)
Biological process (GO): visual perception; lens development in camera-type eye
Molecular function (GO): structural constituent of eye lens
Source: RefSeq, a predicted model, not a curated record
UGUGAAUGAGGGGGGGGGCUUUAAUUUGAUUUGCUUUGGAUGAACAUAAGUUACCCUAAUCAUGGAGCACACAGGGAAGAUCUUCUUCUAUGAGGACAAUAACUUCCAGGGUCAUUCCUUUGAAUGCAGCAGCGACUGUUCUGAGCUCAGCUCCCACUUCAGCCGCUGCAACUCCAUCCGAGUGGAGGGUGGCACCUGGGUUAUCUAUGAGAGACCACAAUAUAUGGGCUACCAGUACAUCCUGUUCAAAGGGGAGUACCCCAUGUUCCAAAACUGGAAUGGCUUCAAUGACACCAUCCGUUCCUGUCGCCUUAUCAGAUACCCAUCCAGCAGGCACAGGAUCCGCAUCUACGAACGUCCGGACUUCAGUGGCCAGAUGAUGGAGCUCAACGAAGAGCUGUCUGAUAUGCAGGACCGUUGGCGCCACAACGAGGUCCACUCAGCCCACGUCCAGGAUGGGAUCUGGAUCUUCUAUGAGCAUCCAAACUACAGGGGACAGCAAUACCUGCUGGAAAAAGGUGAAUACAGGCGUCACUCUGAGUGGGGGGCUCUCCGUCCGACUGUAGGCUCCAUUCGGCGUGUUGUGGACUUGUAGUCACAAAUAUGGCCUCUCCUUUAGCUGUACUAAUUCCCUUUUCCUAUCUUUUAGUUCUCACUUUUCCUGACUAAACCUUCAUGCUAAUAAAGUAUAGACAAACUGCAA